CUUCAUAUAUGAACAAGCAAAGCUGCCUCUCUUUUUUUGGUCACUUUUUUUUUCAACUCAUUGAUCGAUAUGGGCUUUGAUGAUUUGUUGUCUCCAUUUUGGGAUUGUAGUGUUGGCCAAGACAAUGAUGAUGCAACCUUUUGGGAUUUGUUCGUGGAAGACAAUGAAGCUUGGAACAAUGAAGCCUGGAACAAUAGUGAAGGAGAUGAUGGUGUCUUUUGGAACUCCUGCAAUGAUGAUGAUGAUAACAUUGCCUUUUGCAAGCUUUUCGAGGAAGACGAUGAUGGGUCAACUCUGAAUCAUGGUCAAGUUUAUGAUCCUAUCUUUGAUUAUGAAUUUGACCAUGAUACUGGUAUCUAUUCGGAUGAGUAUGAUAGUGAUUUUGGUAUCUAUUAUGAUGGCUUUUAAAUAGUAAAAACAUUAUCUUUAUUCACUAUAAGAGAGACGAUUGUAUGGGCAAUGGCAUGAAAACCAAACUUUUACGGAGUAUUUAGUAAGCUAUAAAAUCUAAUUCGGUUUAUUGAGUUAACUUGUUUUCGCAAGAAGUUACUUCAUCACAUUUGUAGAACUUGUCUGCCAUACGAGUUAAUCUUUUGUUCAUAUUAUGCUAUGUUCAUAUUAUGCCAUACGUAGGAACAAAUGCACUAGUCUAUG
This is a messenger RNA of Cuscuta campestris, 654 nucleotides long. The record is from the annotation of a GenBank genome assembly. NCBI's taxonomy places the organism in Eukaryota, Viridiplantae, Streptophyta, Magnoliopsida, Solanales, Convolvulaceae.